Messenger RNA from Scatophagus argus, 2265 nucleotides. RefSeq names its product putative nuclease HARBI1. The record is from RefSeq and is a predicted model, not a curated record. The transcript is spliced from 4 exons. NCBI's taxonomy places the organism in Eukaryota, Metazoa, Chordata, Actinopteri, Scatophagidae. The coding region runs from base 160 to 1467 and encodes 435 amino acids.
ACACAAACAAGAAGUAACCGGAAGUACAUUGGACUAGCCAACAACAAAAUGUUGAAAUGACAGAAGCUGGCGCAACCCAUGAGCGGCUUUGUAAACUAAACUACUUUGAUUACAAUAAGGUGACGUCUCGCGUGCUGGCUCCUGGUUAAACUUGUCAAAAUGGAGGAAGAUUUGCAACUGCGGUCUUUCAUGUUCCUCAUGACUUACAUGCUGCUGAAGCGCAGGAGAGACAUCAACAACGCAAACAUUCAGAGACGUGAUGAGAUCCAGAGACGCAUCAGACAUCGGCAGUACUUCUUCCAGAGACAGAGAAGGAUGCUUAUGAUGAUGAUAGCAGGAGGCAUCCGCUCCAAUGUCCGUAUCCGCACACGCCCCUGGACCACCACUCCAAGCACUGAUUGGUGGGAGCGGGUGGUGAUGACAGAAUUCCAGCCGUCUGAUUGGCUGGAUAAGUUCCGUAUGAGCCGUGAGACGUUCUUCUACCUCUGUGACAAGCUGAGGCCCCGCCUGGCUCGCCAGGACACGAGCUUUCGCCUGGCGCUCCCAGUGGAGAAACGUGUAGCAGUUGCUCUGUGGCGUCUGGCAUCCAACAUUGAAUAUCGCACCAUCAGCACCCUGUUUGGUGUGGGAAAGUCGACCGUGUGCAGGUGUGUUCGAGACAUGUGUCACGCAAUCGUGUCGCUCCUCAGCUCCAUCUACCUGGGCCCCCCCAAUGAGCAAGAGCUGGAGGAUUCAGCUCAGCUCUUUUUGUCCCACUGGGGCUUCCCUCACUGUGUUGCCGCCAUAACAACACUCCACACAGCUAUCAUCACCCCAUCAAACAACACGUCUGACUAUGCCAACCCUGCUGGCUGGCUCUCAGUGCUGUCUCAGGUGGCUGUUAGUGGUCGGGGGCAAUUUUGGGAUGUAUGUGCCAGUUUCCCUGGUGGGACGGAGCCAAUUGACAUUUUACAGAAUUCAUCGCUAUGGGCCACAGCUGCAGAAGGUGGCAUGUCGCCUGCUUCACCGUCUGUCUUCAUGGGAAGACCACUCAGGUAUGUGCUACUGGGGGAAGCUUGUUACCCUCUCCAGAGCUGGCUAAUGAAGGCCUAUCCUGAGGAGAAGGGCAGGAGGGCAAGCCAUACAGCACUGACAGAGCAGCAGCGACUCUUUAAUCAGCGGCUCACCAAAGCGCUGCAGGCACCUGAUGAGGCCCUGCUGAGGCUGAGGGCACGCUGGCAGUGUCUGAGCAAGAGGAAUGACUGUGGACUGGACGUGGUGCCCACCAUGAUUCUAGCUUGCUGCAUUUUACACAACAUGUGUGAGUCCCAUGGAGAUGCCUUCAAGACAGAGUGGCAGUUGGAAGUGGCUGAGACCGAGAGCCCUCAGCCCAGCCACAAGCAGCUCGUCUCAACCAGUAUGGACCAAAGUCACGCUGAGGAGGUCCGACAACUCUUCUGUGACUAUUUUGAACGGCAGAAUAAUUGAAAAUGUUGAAAUCCUCAUAAACAUUUGUACUUGUACUAUAAUGCAUUUAAAGAUACAUGUAUCUUAAUGUAUGUGAAAGGGACAGUUAAAUCAAAGUGCUAUCUAGUUAAAUUGUAAUUGAUAAAAGGCAGUCAUUUCUACAGCCAAUAUCUCAAACUCAGCAAUAUACAUCAAAAUAAUCUAGAUGCAUAAAUAGUCAUAUAAUUUUCAUUUUUGGAUGUACUGUCCCUUUAAAGUGUCGACAUGUUGGCACUGUUCUCAGUCUAUAGUUGAGCCUACAUGAACCAGACAUGGACAAAGUCAAAGUGAGACUGAUUUAAAAAUAAGCUAAAGCUAACUAUGUAAACCAGCCAGUCAUACCAACCCUGAGAGGAUCUAAAAUAAUACAUGCUAUAUAACACAUGAUACAUGUAUGGGAAAACCGCUUAUUUUGGUGCUGCAAUAUGCCCAAUCAGCACAUUUUGCCCCACUAACACAAAGCAAAUUUGUCUUUUUCCUUUUUUUUAAAUGUAUCAAACAGUUAUUUACUACUGUGUAAUAAGCAUCACAGUCUGAAGGGACUGCUGAUAUGACCACCAGUGUAUGCUUCUUCUACUUCUUGUGACACUGCUCCUAUGUUUUAUUUAUACAUUUGUAUGCAGUGCAUCACUGCAUAAAGAGUCUAGUUUUGUUUGAAGUAAGGUUGUGGUAUGUAUAGUUUCAUCCUGUCUUUGAUGCAGUCUUGUAAUCAGUGUGUAAUGGAAACAUUUGUUACAUGGUGGUGAAGAACAUACAAAAAAAAUCCCACAUAUUUCUGAA